AUGGAUGAGAUCGAAGUGAUCGGAGAAGUUGGUCGAGGAAACUAUGGUUCGGUGCAACAGGUGUAUCAUCGACCUACAGGCGUGACAAUGGCUAUGAAGGAAAUACGCUUGGAGCUUGAUGAGUCCAAGUUGAACGGUAUCAUCAUGGAACUGGACAUCCUCCAUCGGGCCGCAUUAUCACCAGAGAUUGUCGAGUUCUAUGGCGCGUUUACGAUCGAAUCUUGCGUCUACUACUGCAUGGAGUAUAUGGAUGCGUCAUUGGACAUCUUGACCGGAGGCGGUCGGCCUGCCAAGGUUGGCGAGAAAGAUCCAGAUGACGAGAGUCAGGAGCUGCGGGUACCUGAACCUGUUCUGAGGAGGAUCACGCUCCAGAUGAUAAAGGGUCUCAAGUUCCUCAAAGACGAACUGCAGAUCAUGCACAGAGAUGUCAAACCAACCAACGUACUCAUGAACCGUAAAGGAGAGGUCAAGCUAUGCGAUUUCGGUGUAUCUGGACAAUUAGAGAAGAGCUUGGCAAAGACAAACAUCGGUUGCCAAUCGUACAUGGCGCCCGAAAGGAUAAAAGGGGAGUCCCAGAACCAGCUGUCAACCUAUACUGUGUCCUCCGACGUCUGGUCAGCUGGUCUGAGUAUCGUCGAACUCGCUCGAGGUUGCUAUCCGUAUCCACCCGAAACAUUCGCCAAUGUCUUUGCUCAACUGACUGCCAUUGUUCAUGGAGCAGCUCCGAGAUUGCCAAAGGGAUACAGCGAGGAUGCGCACGAUUUCGUAGCGAAAUGUCUUACGAAAGAUCCGAAUGGCCGACCGACAUAUGCUCAAUUGCUUGAACAUCCCUUUUUACUUGCGGACAAAGACUCGGAUGUUGACAUGGCUGGAUGGGUCGCUCAGGCGUUGGAACGUCGAGCGGUGAGAGGCGGUACUCAGGUUCCGAGCGAGUCAUAA
Messenger RNA from Kockovaella imperatae, 939 nucleotides. RefSeq names its product kinase-like domain-containing protein. Lineage: Eukaryota; Fungi; Basidiomycota; Tremellomycetes; Tremellales; Cuniculitremaceae. Gene Ontology annotation, molecular function: MAP kinase kinase activity; ATP binding. The record is from RefSeq and is a predicted model, not a curated record. Bases 1 to 939 code for a protein of 312 amino acids. Gene Ontology annotation, biological process: cellular hyperosmotic response; MAPK cascade; protein phosphorylation. The transcript has 5 exons.